AGCUCGCCAUCGAAUCAUUUCCUACUCCGUCGCCGAACGCGAGCGCCGGUCUCGCACGUCUGUCCGUUCGCGAUUUUCGUCCGCCGUCGAGAUCGUCGCAUACCUUGUGGUAUUAUAAUAAUAUUACAAUAUUUUCCAAUCGUGUCGUCACAUUCGCGCCGCCCGCUUUAAACGUUUGCUGGUUUUUGUUUCGUGUGUUUUUUUUUUUUGGUUUUUUUUUAUAAGAAAAUUUGUUUGGCUUCGUCCGGUAAAACCGACGGUAAAUCGUUUCGCGAGUGUGCGUGUGAGUUUUUGUUUAGUUUGGUGUUUUUUUCACUGCAGAAUUCACGGAGAUCUGCAGCACACCGUCAUGACGACCGUGCCGCACUCCGGAAUUUGAGAGAGAUAUUUCAGUUAUUUACACGUCGUGUUAUUAUUUCAUGAAGAAUAAUGGCACCCACACCGUAGUUUGAAUUUUGAACCUUACGCGAUUAUAAACGGGAAAAUAAUUAAACAACGACAUUAACGAUUCGCAAUUUAUUUGUUGAUAUUCGGAUUCAAUUGAACGACGGUUUAUAAACAUAGCAAUCACCACCAUGGUUCUGAGGCACGGAUUCUGUCGCCAGUGUUCCGAUAUGCUGUUGGUCGUCUGCGCCAUUACUAUCGUCAUUACAGAUGUAUCAGAAUGCCUGUUGAGCAAAUCAAACAAACAUCAAAAUAACUUGGGUGAAUUCUCGGGGAAACCCGAUCUACCAUACUUCGAUAAAGCCGCGUCAAUAAAUGUGACGUCCCCUUUGGGAAAAACGGCCUAUCUCAACUGCAGAGUCAAAAAUCUUGCCAACAGAACUGUCUCCUGGGUCAGACACCGGGACAUUCACCUGCUGACCGUCGGUCGGUACACGUAUACCGGCGACCAGCGUUUCCGGUCAAUCAAUCAACCGCCUAGCGAAGACUGGACUCUCCAGAUCAAGUACCCGCAGAUCAGAGACUCGGGUAUCUACGAAUGUCAGAUAUCCACCACACCGCACAUUAGCCAGUACAUUCAUCUCCAAGUCGUCGAACCUCGUACUGACAUUAUUGGAGGACCGGAAAUAUUCAUUGAUCGAGGAAGUACCAUUAACCUGACAUGUGUCGUACUACAUAGCCCAGAACCACCAUCUUACAUAUUUUGGAAUCAUAAUAAUGCUAUAAUCAGUUACGAUUCACCCAGAGGAGGCGUGAAUGUUGUCACUGAAAAAGGAACAGUCACUACAAGUCAUCUACUUAUACAAGAAGCUCGUGUCGAGGACAAUGGACGUUAUCAGUGCAACCCAUCCAACUCGCAAGCUAAAUCCAUCAACGUACACGUGUUGAACGGAGAGUACCCGGCGGCGAUGCAACACGGUGGCCAAGCGCAUCAGAGGACCACGCACAUGUAUUGUUUGAUAUUUUUCGCGUGCAUGCUGUUGCACGUGUAAACGAGUGACGUCGAAGGACCGCAUACGUCAAACGAUGUGAUCGUUGCCGAAAGUUCCGAGUGUCGUCUUCAACUCCAUUUCGGUCCUGAUCUAUUUUUGUUAAUAUUAUGUUUUUGUAUAAAUCAGUUGUGCACACACACGCGGGCUCGCGGACGCGUACCACCCUCCGGCGUCGAUCCUGUACCCACCAUAUCCGUGUGGGUCGCGACCGAUGAAAACAAAUGCCGGCAAACGCGUUUCGAGCGUGAGCGUACUCGUAUGUGGGGAGUGUGUGUGUGUGUAUUUUUUUGUACGUUAUCGAUAAGAUGUGGACAAAAAAAUAACCCCCCUACCCACGGGUGGUAGCAAUUUAAAAAAUAAUAAUAAUAAAUAUAAUUUACUGCGUUUGACGACGACCUACCGGCCCACAGAGUGAGAUAGAGAACGAAAAAAAAAUAACUAAAAGAUUAUUAUUUUAACGACGGCUUCCGCCGCAUUGCGUCAAAAGCGCUCGCUAUUAUGUAUAAAAUAUUGUGUGUGUGUGUGUGUGUGUGUGUGUAUUACGACGACGACGACGAGUGACAUGGGCGAACUCUGUUCACCUUGUCGUGGCGGGCGAACGCCGUCAAACGUGGAAAUUCAACGGUUCGAUGAUUAUGGAAACUCCUUCUUUUCCCCUACCGGUUCGAUAGGAAUAAAUAUAAAAUAAUCCGUAGCACACACAACCCUCCCCUCAUCGCCGCGUUCUCGUCGGGUGAAACGUACAUUUAACUUUUGUUCCACGCUGCUGUUGUCGUUCGAAUUUCUGCGUAAAAUACCUAACACACAUAAUCGACCGAAAUUAUAAAAAUAUUAUUUUUUCUGCUCUUCUGCAUAAUACGCUCACGACAAUGCGACGUCCGUACUCCGCGACAAGUCAAUGGUUUAACUCCAAAACACUCGACGUAAGCCUUCAAAGACGGGGGAAGGGGUGACUUUUCCAGAAAUUUCUUUCACGCCGUUUCAAUUUUGCCAGACGUCCGUUGUCCGUAUAAUGUUAGGCCACGCGAACUCCCCCUCCUCGAUCGUUGGUCUCCUCCGUCGCGUGUUAAAAACAAUGUAAUUUUUGUAAAAUAUUAUAUUAUUAUCUAUUGUAAUUAUAGAACAACGUACUAUGUGCAUUAGCGUUACGUAUUAACUAUGAGUCGUUAUAGUUUGUUGUGAAUAAUAAUUGUCAACAAUGAUUUUUUUUUCUUUCUUUAGAAUAAUUAAAAAUCAAUCGAUUUGUCCAUCAGAGUUAUACAUAGUAUUAUAUUAAUGUAUUAUACAUUUACAUCCCAUUCGAUAGGCUCGCACACUAUCCUUAUAGACGACUUCAAUAUAGGUACUGACCGAUAUAAUCAUUAACCUGUUUGCUGGUUUAUUUAAUUAAUACCAUUUUUGGUAUGUAUAUGACGCGAACUCGUGUGAUUAUCCAUGUGUAGAAUUAAAUUUAUUAUAAUAUAAUAAUACAUAUAUGUAAAAUUUAAAAACUAUCCAAUUAGCCAUUAGAAAAAUGUGCUUCUUUUUUUUUAAUAUUACAAUGUAACAUAUAAUUAUAUAUAUAUAUUAAUAUAUAUAAUUUUAAUACUAAAUAUAUUAUACAAUAUUCAAUAACUGUAAGUAUAUAUUAUAUAUAAAAAAAUGAUAAUUUCUUCUUUGUUUUUUUUUUCUAUAAAUUGUAAAAUUACUCUAUUAAAACAAUAAGCCUCUGUAUGAGAAUCGACAUCUAUGCAGGUACUUUAUUAUUAUUAUUAUUAAUAGCUGCAGUUGUCUGUUACCGUCAUCGCGUCGGUAGAAUCAUUUUAUAAUUAACAUUGUGUACUCUGGGCUUGUUGUUAAAUAUUAACGAUAUAAUUAUUAUAAUAUUAUUUUAAUUGAUAUAUUAUUAUUAUAAAGUUUAAAUUAUUCGUUGUCCACAUUAAUUUUGUAUCCUUAUGUGUUUAUAUUAUUGUAAGUGUACAUAAUGUUUAUUAUGCCAAUAAGAUUGUCUAACCAAAAGAUAGUUAAGUUAUAUUAUUUUAUAUUAAAAAAAAAAAAGUAUUAAUAAUAAUAAUACCAUUAUUUCAAAAAAUUGUUACCUACCUAAGAUAAGUUAGUAAAACAAAAAAAAA
Molecule: messenger RNA, 3547 nt
Organism: Aphis gossypii (cotton aphid)
Lineage: Eukaryota; Metazoa; Arthropoda; Insecta; Hemiptera; Aphididae
Product: zwei Ig domain protein zig-8-like
Exons: 7
Coding region: 576-1436 (286 amino acids)
Biological process (GO): synapse organization
Cellular component (GO): neuron projection membrane
Source: RefSeq, a predicted model, not a curated record